Cuscuta europaea is the source of this 555-nucleotide messenger RNA. The record is from the annotation of a GenBank genome assembly. NCBI's taxonomy places the organism in Eukaryota, Viridiplantae, Streptophyta, Magnoliopsida, Solanales, Convolvulaceae.
GCUGAAUUGAAUCAUACCUGCUCCAAAAGAAAGUUCACUAUUCUGUAAUCUAGAUGGACCUCUUACAUGGGGACUAUCGGAAUUGAAGAAGCUCUCUUGAGGCAACGACCCAUAUUCUUAAUCUUAUGUAACCCUAAGGAAGAAGCUAAACUUGGUGAAGCUGAUCGAGAAGAACGCAACAUGACUUCCGCAAACCCUGAUUUGUUAAGCUUUGAAGAAACUAAGCCUUCUUAUCCUCAACUAGGAUUAGGACUUCCAGGUGUGAAAUCCUUGUUGUUAAAGAGCUUCUUUUUAUCCUUGAAGUUAGCAGCUAGAUUGAAAUCCACUGGAGAGUCAUCUUUCUUGGAUGCAAAACCGACUUCGCCUUUUCCUUAUCAGUUUGGAUUGAAGAAUUCGACCAGACAGAGCAUAGGCUAUUGAAUGGGAGGAUCCAUCUGUCCGGGAAGCAUCGUGUUCAGGAAGAGAAAAUAUCGACCUUUGAACAUUAUCCUCGGCUGAAGGGUCUGCUAGGUCUCUAAGAGUUCUAAGCAUUACGAAGAUCAGAUGACAGUGGAC